AUGAUUGUUCUAGAAUGGAUGUUCCUCACAAUUGCUCCUUGUGAUGCAGCGAAAAGAUCCAACCUCUAUUGCCGAGAUUACGGAUGUCGAAAAAAUGACUCACAAGAUAUGGAAAUCAUGGAAGAUAGACAAGUUGAACUGGAGUACACCAUGGACCUCUCAAAUGAUGGAAAUAAAGCUUCUAAAUCUGAUGAUAAAAUCAUUAGAGAAAAGAGCAAUCAUGGGAAGUACAAUGAAGCUAUUGAGCUCUCUAAUCAAUAUAGAGUUGAUUAUACAAGGUACUUAAAGCUCCAGGACUCUAUCCUUAGACAAAAUGCUAGAGUCAAAUGGAUCCAAGAAGACGAUGUCAACAUAGCCUACUUUCAUGCCAUCAUCAAAGGCAGAAGAAGAAGGCUAUCCAUUAAGAAAAUCAUGGAUGAGCAGGAUCAAUGGAUUGAGGGUAAUGAUGCUAUAGUUAAAGCUGCAGUGAGGUAUUAUCAGAAGAUCUUCACCCCAGAAAAUCAAAGCUCAGACUUUGAUGUUCUCAAUUGUCUUGAAAGAUGCAUAAAUGAAGAAGACAAUGAUCUUCUAACAACAACUCCUACUAUGCAAGAAGUGAAAGAUUGUGUAAUUUUCAUAGACCCAGACAGUGCACCUGGCCCUGAUGGACUUAGUAUAUAUUUCUAUCAGAAAUCUUGGCAUAUUAUUGCUCAUGAUCUAUACAAGGCUAUGGUAUCUUUCUUUUGUGGUGCUACCCUCCCUAAGUACUUCACUCACACAUGUAUUUAA
This is a messenger RNA of Nicotiana tabacum (common tobacco), 768 nucleotides long. Lineage: Eukaryota; Viridiplantae; Streptophyta; Magnoliopsida; Solanales; Solanaceae. The record is from RefSeq and is a predicted model, not a curated record.